Octopus sinensis (East Asian common octopus) is the source of this 3690-nucleotide messenger RNA. Its product is annotated as serine/threonine-protein kinase PRP4 homolog. Bases 93 to 3449 code for a protein of 1118 amino acids. The record is from RefSeq and is a predicted model, not a curated record. The transcript has 14 exons. Lineage: Eukaryota; Metazoa; Mollusca; Cephalopoda; Octopoda; Octopodidae. Gene Ontology annotation, biological process: peptidyl-threonine phosphorylation; mRNA cis splicing, via spliceosome; peptidyl-serine phosphorylation. Gene Ontology annotation, molecular function: protein serine/threonine kinase activity; ATP binding.
UGGAAACGUAACUUAACAUGACAUCAUUAUAAACUUCAUUUGUUUUCAUAAUAAAUAUUGCACGGCUCUAUAUUACAUAUAAUAUAAGUGCAAUGGCGGACAUGCAAUCCGCUCUCUUAGAGAUUGAGACUUUAAAUCAAGAACACCAAGCAAGCAAAAAGGGUGAAAGUUCAUGCAGUGAAGAUGGAAUGGAGAAGGAGGUACAUAGUCGAAGAGACAAGAAGAAACACAAGCACAAACAUAAACAUAAGCACAAACAUAGCAACGAUCGAAAACGGCACAAACAUAAGCGUAAAAAGCACAGGUCAGAGAAAUACCAAGCUUCAAAGGAUGACAGUGACCAGAAAGGGCGAUUAGAAGACAAUGACCUAGCUAAGCUGGAAGCGGCCAGAGAUGCUAUCCGUGCCCAUUUAAAUGGGGAGAAAAAUGCACAGAUAAUGAAUGCUAUGGCACUUAUAGCUCAGGGUUAUGGGUCAGAUUCUGAGGAAGAAGCUGAAGAAGGUGAGAUUGAAAAUCAGAAAGUGAAGCUAUCUCCCGAGCAGUCUGAUCCCCAUUCAAAAGAAGAUGACUACCAUCCUCCCCAUCAUCAUCAUCAUCAUCACCACCAUCACCACCACCAUUCCCAUAGUCAUGGUAGUGAAAGUAAUUCUCAAAAGACUGAAUCUGUUUAUAAAAAAAAUGACAGUUCUUACUAUAGAGAAGGCUCUUAUUACAACAAAAAUAAUCAAGCAGAAGAUUCACAUCAGAGGGAGAGAGAACCUUCUGAUAAUAGCAACUAUGCGAGAAACUAUGAUUAUGAAUAUUACUCUCCUCCAAUGCAUGCAUCCGCACAUGAGUUAGAUGUAACAACACAGCGAGAAUGCGACACCAGAAUUGUCAUUGACCACAGUGAAGAUAAUGCUACUUAUUUUGCAAACAGAAAGAGCACGGGGCAGACAUCACAGUCGUCAUCUCAUAAAUCUAAAGGGGAUAAAUUAGCUUCUUCAGUAAGUACACCGAUGCGAGAAGACUCGGUGGAGAGAUACUUAGAACAGUUUUUACAGCAGAGUCGGAGAUCAACAAGUCAUUCUCCACAUAUGGCAUUUCCUAAGUCGAAAGAGAAACAGUCGUCUGAAAAAAACUCUGAAAGGGAAUCUUUGCGCCAUGAGAGGAGUAGUAAAAAGUAUUCUGAUGGAGAUCGAAAUGUGGUCUGGAUUGAUUCAGAAACAAAUAACUCUCAUUAUCGAUCAGAACAUGACCAACACAAGCAUUCCUCUCCUCCAAGGAGACGGACAUCGGUUGAACGCUCACCUCCUCACAAACGCUCUCGAAGCUCUCCAAAGCGCAUAUCACAUGACUCAAAAUCUAAGCAUCGUUCUAAUUCACCUUUACAUCGGUCCAAGAGAGACAGUAGCCCAAUAUCUCGUCAGCGCUUUGACAUUGGACGAAAGCAACACAAAACUUCUCAGCUGUCCUCUACUAACAACAACGAUGAUGAUGAUGUUCUCAUUGUGAGUGAAAGUAGAGGAUACAGUAAAAGAGCUGAUAAGUACCGUUUCCGUAGGUCAAGGAGUAGAUCCCCAAAUCGUAUGAAGCAUCGUGGAAGAGAUAGAAGCUACUCUCCUAGGAGAUAUGGACGAAGCAGGUCACCUCGUGAUAGGAAACAAAGAACUACUGAAGAUCGUCGUGCUAAGCGCCAUGCUGAAGAGUUUAAAGGACCUGUAGAUAAAUUCAAAGACAGUUUGUCUGAGGGUUUGUUUUUGCAAGUUGAAAUAUCUUCUGAAGAAGAAGGUGAUUUAGAUUUUUCUGAAAAGGAAGAUGAUGAUGUGGAUGCAAUUAUUGAAAAACGUAGGAAAGAAAGAGAAGCAUUGUUAGAGACUUUGAAAACCAGCAAAGAUGAUGCUGAAACACCAGCUUCUGUGGAGGAGGAUACUGAGAAAAAUGAAAAUGUCGAUGAGGUGGAGCCUUUUGAAGAGGCACCUGAGGUAGCUGACGAAAAAGAGGAUGAAGAAGAAAUAGAAAAUAAAGAAGCAUAUGAAGAUGAAGAUGAAAAUGCUAUAGAUGUAGACGAUGAUUCUGAUAAUAGUUCUUCAACAUCAUCAUCGUCAGCCUCAUCAUCAUCAUCGUCGUCGUCAUCUACAGAAAGCAGUGAUGAUGAGUCAGAAGAUUCAAAACUCAAGAACUCUAAUGAUGUUCCGAUGGAUGUAGAUUUGGAUGAUUUCGAGAACAUAAUUAAACAAAAGCUGGAAACAUUGGAAAGUUUAGAUAAUGAUUCUGAACCCUUGUUACAACCUUCACUCAAUGACUCAUUAUCUAACAAGAAGGCUGUGCCGGUGAGGUCAGGAAUUGACAUGUUUGCAGAAAAUGAAACUCUAGAUGAAUACCAUGAUGUUUGUGUGGCAAACUAUACUGGUGCUGUUCAUGAAAACCCAAGUCUGACAGAUAACUGGGAUGAUGCUGAAGGAUACUACAGGGUCCGGAUUGGAGAAGUUCUUGAUAAACGCUACACUGUGUAUGGCUAUACAGGCCAGGGAGUGUUCAGUAAUGUAGUGAGAGCCCGAGAUGCAGCACGAGGAAAUUUAGAUGUAGCUGUUAAAAUUAUAAGAAAUAAUGAAAUGAUGCAUAAAACAGGUUUGAAAGAACUUGAGUUCCUUCGCAAAUUGAAUGAUGCUGAUCCUGAUGAUAAGUUUCACUGUUUGCGUUUGCAUCGGCAUUUCUUCCAUAAGAACCAUUUGUGUAUGGUAUUUGAGUCUUUGAACAUGAAUUUAAGAGAAGUAUUGAAGAAAUACGGCAAAGACAUUGGUUUACAUAUUAAAGCUGUCAGGUCAUAUUCCCAACAACUAUUUCUAGCUCUCAAGCUUCUCAAGCGGUGCAGCAUAUUACAUGCUGACAUCAAACCAGAUAACAUUCUUGUGAAUGAAACUAAAUUAGUUUUAAAGUUAUGUGAUUUUGGUUCAGCUUCCCAUGUAUCAGAAAAUGAUAUUACACCUUAUUUAGUUAGUCGAUUUUACAGAGCUCCUGAAAUUGUUAUUGGCAUGGGCUAUGAACAUGCUAUAGACAUGUGGUCUGUUGGUUGCACUAUCUUUGAACUGUAUACGGGAAAAAUUUUAUUUCCUGGACAAUCAAAUAAUGAAAUGCUGAAAUUUAUGAUGGAUGUAAAAGGGAAAAUGCCCAACCGUAUGGUACGCAAAGGAAUGUUUAAAGAUCAACAUUUUGAUAUAAAUUACAAUUUCUUGUAUCAUGAAGUUGACAAAGUAACUCAUAGGGAAAAAGUAACAGUGCAUAGCAGCAUCAGUCCAAGUAAGGAUCUUCUUCAGGAGCUUGUGGGAUACCAACGGUUACCAGAAGAUCAGUUACGUAAAGUAACUCAACUAAAGGACUUAUUAGAAAAAAUAUUGAUGCUUGAUCCCAGUAAACGCAUCAGUAUAAACCAGGCUCUUACUCAUCCCUUUAUUCAAGAAAAAAUGUGAAGACAAGGGAUUUCACUGAUGGUUAACUCUUCACUGUUUCUCAUUUUCUUUCCCUUUAUCUUCAUAUUUAAAAAUUCAAGACAUUGUAAAAGAAAAAUGCUAAAAUAAAAAAAGUUCUUUUCACUUGUAUAAAAAAAAAAAUUAAACCUCCAAGUAGUAUUUGCUCUGAAAAUAGUUGAACUGAAUUGUUAAUAUUGAGCAAUGCAAAUGUUCAUUAAAUUGAGGUAAAUAUGCCAAACCC